Messenger RNA from Cadophora gregata, 963 nucleotides. RefSeq lists its product as uncharacterized. Gene Ontology annotation, molecular function: manganese ion transmembrane transporter activity; iron ion transmembrane transporter activity. The coding region runs from base 1 to 963 and encodes 320 amino acids. Lineage: Eukaryota; Fungi; Ascomycota; Leotiomycetes; Helotiales; Ploettnerulaceae. Gene Ontology annotation, biological process: intracellular manganese ion homeostasis. Gene Ontology annotation, cellular component: fungal-type vacuole membrane. The record is from RefSeq and is a predicted model, not a curated record. The transcript has 2 exons.
AUGUCUCUCGUUGGCUUGAAGAAUCUCUUCUUUCACCAGACUGUAACGCCAAUUCCAGUCCGGUCAAAGACCAAUUAUGGCACUGCUUCUCACAACUGGAACAAUGCUACCCGGCAGCCAUUACUUGACCAGGACAACUCCCUAGAGACAGACUCUCUGCAACGAUCACUGUCUAGAGACUCGGACACCGAUGUUGAAUCGCAACAGGAUUCCAGAACGGAGAAGGUCAACCGUGGGAAAGGGUUCAGGAUCGAUGCUAGAGUUAUCUCGGAUGCUACUAUUGGCUUGUCCGAUGGGUUGACAGUUCCUUUUGCAUUGACUGCUGGACUCUCCGCGUUGGGAAAUACAAAAGUCGUUAUCUAUGGAGGAUUCGCAGAGUUGAUUGCUGGAGCGAUUUCGAUGGGACUGGGAGGAUACCUUGGAGCGAAGAGCGAAGCUGCUUCAUACCAUGCACAAAGAGAAGAAACCCAACAGCUAGUUAAUACCAACCCACAAGCCGUCGUUCGCGACAUUGCGGAAGUCUUCGAGCCUUUCGAGCUACCCAAAACCACAGUCCAGGACCUCACAGAACAUCUGGCAGACUCGCCGCACUUGGUAGACUUCGUCAUGAAAUUCCAGCACUGUGAGGAACCACCAGCCUCUUCCCGCGCUCUUACUUCCGCCCUCACGAUUGCUCUCGCAUAUUUCCUUGGUGGGCUCCUCCCUCUCAUCCCAUACUUCUUCGUUGGUGCCAACGAGGUCUAUGAAGGUCUGUAUAUCUCGAUUGGCGUCAUGGUGGUCGCUUUAUACGUGUUCGGAUACGUCAAGACUUGCGUGGUAGUCGGAUGGGACGGCGGGAAGAAUAUUCGGUCGGGGUGCUGGGGUGGAUUGCAGAUGGUCAUUGUGGGUGGAGCUGCGGCGGGAUCUGCAAUGGGGUUGGUGCACCUCUUCAGUCAUGAUGAGGGCGGUGUUACUAAAUCGUAG